AUGUCCACCGGUGGUGCUGGCAGGACAAUGUUGGCCUAUGGAUCGGCCAAUGGAUUGGUGGCUGCCAAUGGUUCGGCAUCUCAGGCUAAGGUGCCUCUAUGGGGCAAUAGGGAUAAAUCAGCAUUGCCACUGCCUCCUCCCAUAUCCUCUGAUACUCUUCGCACAGAGUUGGCACUGUUCAUGGAGGUUGUGGAUGUAGUAGACCUCCAAGGGGUGCAAGGGAAAGGAGAUGUCCAGAUGCCCAGAGAUCAUUGGACCAGGGUCUUGACUGGUCUGGAGGCAGAGUGGGAACUCCUUGGGGCUGGGGGUGCAGGCUGGGGCUGGCUGGCCCCAGAGGUCAUCAGCAAGGAGAGCCUCAUGGUGAGAGUGGGCCUCCAGCCAAUGUACGAUCCUUCUCUCCCUACUCCAUGCACAGCGCACCUCCAGCUGCUGACAGAUCCUUUUAAGAACGUCAUCAAAGGUGAGGGGGGCAGCAGGAUUUGUGCUACCACCAUGGUGGGAUGGAGAAUAGGGUGGUGGAGGAGUGUUGUCCUCCAGUAG
This is a messenger RNA of Guyanagaster necrorhizus, 540 nucleotides long. RefSeq lists its product as uncharacterized. Lineage: Eukaryota; Fungi; Basidiomycota; Agaricomycetes; Agaricales; Physalacriaceae. Bases 1 to 540 code for a protein of 179 amino acids. The transcript has 6 exons. The record is from RefSeq and is a predicted model, not a curated record.